Messenger RNA from Diuraphis noxia (Russian wheat aphid), 2466 nucleotides. RefSeq names its product Vav guanine nucleotide exchange factor. Gene Ontology annotation, molecular function: guanyl-nucleotide exchange factor activity; protein binding. NCBI's taxonomy places the organism in Eukaryota, Metazoa, Arthropoda, Insecta, Hemiptera, Aphididae. Gene Ontology annotation, cellular component: cytoplasm. Gene Ontology annotation, biological process: cell migration; regulation of GTPase activity. The record is from RefSeq and is a predicted model, not a curated record.
AAAAAUUGUGUUGACAUUCCUUUUCAAAACUUCGUUUUUUACUUGUACUUUUUUUCAAACAAUUUUUGAUUUUAUCAUGAACUUUUAUUUAAUUUUUACUGUAUUCCAUUGAUGUCAUGGCGAACGGUGGUUGGCGUGAAUGUGCAAAUUGGCUAACAAGGUGUGGCGCUAUCAGAUCUGAUCAUAAAGUCAAUUGGCCAGAAUCUACAAUCGACGAUUUAGCACAUACACUUAGGGAUGGAGUAAUUUUAUGCAAUCUUUUAAACAUUCUAGAGCCAGGAUGUCUAGGGACAAAAGACAUAAAUCAAAAACCACAAAUGGCUCAAUUCUUAUGUUUGCGCAACAUAAAAACAUUUCUGCAAGUAUGUCAAGAAGUUUUUGAUGUUAAAGAGUAUGAUAUAUUUGAUCCAAUUGUAUUGUUUGAACUAUCUGAUUUUUUCAAAGUUAUUCGUACCUUAUCAAUUCUAUCACAAACUCAAAAAUUGCAAAGACUUCAUAUUCCUGGAUUUAUUGUUACUAAACCAAGAACAUUAUCACAAGAAGACAUAUACAGAAACAUAAAUUCAUUAGACCUUGUAUCUUCUAGAAGUGCUUUAUUAGAUUCUUUUCAUGAAAAUGAAUACACCAGUUAUGAUACUCAUAUUCGAAAUGAAGAAAUUUAUCAUGAUUUGUGUGCAAUUGAUAUUCAAUCUUCUCUAACUAUUUCAGAGAGAUGUCAAGAAGAAGCUAAUAAUGGAAAAUUUAAAUUACGAGAUAUAUUGUCUGUACCAAUGCAAAGGAUACUUAAAUAUCACCUAUUAUUAGAUAAACUUAUACAUGAUACUCCACAGACACAUAAGGAUCUUCCUGGUUUAGAAUGGGCAAAAGAGUGUAUGGUUGACAUAGCUCAAUAUAUAAAUGAAGUAAAGAGAGAUAGUGAUACUUUGCAAAUCAUGAAUGAUGUUCAGAAAAGUAUUGUUGAUUGGAAUAUCGUUGGAAUGAUGGAAUUGAAAAAUUAUGGCCAUUUAAUAACUGAUGGUGAAUUAAAAAUUAAAGCCCAUAAUGAUCAGAAAUUAAAACCAAGAUAUGUCUUCAUUUUUGACCAAGUUGUGUUGAUGUGCAAAUCAAUUAGAAGUGAUCAAUAUUCUUAUAAGCAAUCACUUAUUAUAUCACAUUAUCGUCUAGAAGAUUAUACUAGCCGCAAAUUCUUAUAUAGAGAAAAUAGAUGGUCCCAUCAGUUUCACAUGGUUCACAAGUCAGAAAGUAUUGUGUAUACAUUUUAUGCAAGAUCUGAAGAACAAAAAAUGAAAUGGAUGAAAGCAAUUAAAGAUGCCAUGGACAAUAUUGAGCCAUCAGUAUGCAAUUUAACAAGUCACAAAUUUGUGAUGCAAACUUUUGACAUACCAACCAUAUGUUAUCAUUGUUCAAAAUACUUGAAAGGCUGUAUAUUUCAAGGUUACAAAUGUGAAGAAUGUUUUAUUAGUGUUCAUAAAUCAUGCAUACCAGAAUCGGGAAGAUGUGGUUUAAUCAGUCCACAAUCUACUAUCACUCAAAACACUAUGUUUUCAAAUCGUUUUCCAGCAGAUCAYGCUAGUUUCAAUCAGCGACACAGAUCACCAGAUUGGACAAGAAAUUGGUCGGACAAUGAUACUUUAACAGAACAUUUGUGGUUUGUUGGAGAAAUGGAUAGAGAUCGUGCAACAAAUUUAUUAGAAAGUGAAUCUGGUGGUACCUAUUUAGUACGAAUACGACCUAGAGGACCUACUAGACCAGUAGAAACUGUUUAUGCGUUGAGUUUAAAAUCCAAUAACCAAGUAAAGCAUAUGAAAAUAUGUGAAAGAUUGGAAGACGGAAUUAGCAGUUUUUAUUUAUCAGAAAAACGGUUCUUUCCUAACCUAGUUGAAUUAGUUAAUUUUUAUGAACGAAAUAGUUUGAGUGAAAAUUUUACAGGGUUGGACAUUAAAUUGAAAUGGCCAUUUUGUCGAAUACUCGCCAUAGCAAAGUAUAAUUUUUCUCCUACUGAAUCAAACCAGUUACCAUUAAAAGAAGGAUGUACGUUGAAAAUUUUGAGCAAAGAAGGGGAUCAAAAAGGAUGGUGGAAAGGACAAAUUGGAGACAAAAUCGGUUUUUUUCCAAAAGUAUAUGUACAAGAACAUACCCAGAGUACAUUAAAAAUAUCAACUUAAAUUGUAUUUAAUUCAGUUGUAACCAAUGCUUUUAUUCUUUUACAACCAGAAGAAGAAAAUAACUUUUGAGGCUCKGGACCAAAUGUAAUUAUCCGCAAUAUUUCACUGAAAAAAGUUAAUAUAUUUAGUACAUUUUACAUAUAAUCUGUCAAAUACGUUUGUUUGUUUUUAACURUAUAUAAGUCUCAAAAAUGUAUCAUUAUGCAUUGAUAUAUACAAUUAUACACACAAUUUCACAUAUAUUUAAUCGAUUGAAUAUUCGUUGAUGUUUAUGUUUGUUAAGAUAGAAAACAAUAUUUUA